GUGAGUUAUAGUUUAACUAUUGAAACUGAGAUAUAUUUGCAUUAUAUGGGUCAUGAUACAGGUUGAAGGACAUUGUUGCUUUUGUUUGUGGGUUGGUAGGUGAAUCCAAGCGAGUGCUGGCCAUGGCUGAUAACGAGGUUGCUGUUUUAAAAGAAGCCCUUUGCAACCAGUACAUUAUAAUUAAAAAGCUUUACAUGGAGCUAGAGGAGGAGAGAGAAGCUUCAGCAACCGCAGCAAGUGAAUCUCUAUCCAUGAUAUUGAGACUUCAGAGAGAAAAGGCUGUCGAGAAGAUGGAAGCACGCCAAUACAAGAGAAUGGCAGAGGAAAAGAUGCAUCAUGCUGACGAGUGUUUGGCGAUUCUCAAGGAAAUUAUGCAGCAGAAAGAAAUGGAGAUUUCAAUCCUCAAGUACCAACUGCAGGCAUAUAAGCCCAAGUUGUUAACUGGUCUCAAUAAUGGAGAAAUAGGAACUUCCGAAAGUUUAUUUUCAUGCGGAAUUAAUGACUCCUCGGACAAUGCUAGCUUCCAUGGUUUUUUUAGAAGGAAUGUCUCUUUGCCUUGUCUACGAUUGGAUAAACUGUGUUCUGAGAUGGACACCGUUAAUGGAUGCAGUCCAUUGUUUCCUUCUGGGCAAUCAGUCUGGAGGAAGAUUGGUGAAUACACUAGCCAGCUAUCUGAAAGAUAUAAAGAAAGUGAAAGGCCAGACUUAUGUGAGGUUUCUGUAAGUGAAGGUCACAAUUCUGAAGAAGUAAAUGUGAAGGCUAAAGCUGAGUCAAACUUGAGAAGCAAUGAACAUCAAAGAAUCACAAGUGCUUGUCUUGCUAAUUCAGGAGAUGUGUCUACAUCUUGUUCAUGGUGUUCGAUAGUAAGUGGUGAGACAUCAUAUCAUUCAACUGUAGGAGGCAUAGAGUCAAAUUUAGAUGGUGAAUGUGCUUUGUCUUCAGCUUCUCAAGCUGAAGACCUGCACAAGUUAUCAGAGUGUGAUGAUCUUGGUAAUUCAUGUCUUCAAAUUGAAUCAAAUCAAAGCACAGUCCAUUCUGCCUAUAUCCAUGACAUAUUUGAAAUCCCAGAAAGUUGUAAGGGUUGCAAUCCUAGUGAACCUCUCAAGCAAGUGUCAGACGAAUUUACCCUGGAGACCAAGGACAUGAUUGGAAUGCCCAACUUAACGCCACAAGAAGCAGCAGACUACCUUUUCAAAGAUGAUGAUUGGUUAAGCAGGGCGUUCAUGUAUAUGAACCAUGGAAGCAGGUUAUCCACACCAAAGCAAGGUGCUCCAGAUUACCUUACAGACAUGCCAUCUAUGCGAAUAAAAGGGGCUUCGUUGAACUACCACAGGAUGCUUGUGGAUCCUCAAGUUGGUACAUCUACACUCGAGACUGAUUUUGAACAGAUCAAAGAACGGUUACAGCAUAUUGACUAUGAUAACAUUAUGAAGCUGGAUGAUUCUGAGAAGGGCAAGGAACAGUUGAAGUUAUUGAGAGAGAUCUAUGAGCUGCUCAACACAAUAGAAUCCCACAUUAGAAGUUUUAAAUGUCGGAAGUACCCUCCAGAGGAUGACUCCCCAUUAGUCUCUGUUAUGGAGCAGGCAGUACUUUCCUUCUCAAUCUAGUCCUCUCAAAUUCAAGCAAUACCUGGCAUGUUCUACUCAAAGAAUGUGCUGCAAUUCGUCCAGGUUGCAUGGUUUUGUGGAGAGCUGGUAUUGUUUCCUUAUGAUGGUUUGGAAGGAAGAAAAUAAUCAUGUAUUUGUUGAUUGGACUACAAACUGUAUAUAAAGCAUUUUAUCGAACAGGAUAUGUUCAGAUGCUCAGAUCUGUAUGUUCAUGUCCUAUUGGGAACUUGUCUUAAUCUUAUAUGGUAAAUCACUAUUAGUUGCUUGCCUACCUUGUAAAACAUGUCUGUUCAUGAGAAAUGCUUUUUGUGGGGAAAAUAUACCGAUUAUGCUGAACAAGCCCGCAAUCAAGUUCAUUCUCUUUUAUUAAUUUGCACAAUUCUUCAAUGCUUCUCUUAAUUAUCAUGGUGUUGUUAUUGAGUCAUACCUUCAGGUAUAACUUCUGGGCUCAGACAUCUUCUAAUCUUGGAUUUAGCUCCACCUUGGAUUCUCUAUGCUAAUGCUUUAGUCUUCCUGCUGGCUUCCACUUCCUAAAUUUGCUCUCACUCUGCUCUGCACCAUGUAUGAUGCUGAUAACUUGGUUCCAGCUUCUGCUCCAUGUGCAUCAACCUUCUAACCUCUUUUGGUCUCUGGUUGGAUCAUAAUUUCAAGAUCAUGCAUCAAGACUCAGCCACUUCCUGUGUUUGAUGUUCAUAUUCGUUCAUCACUCAUCUUCUUUCUGCACCUUGUUCCUAGGACUUAGUUCACUCUUUGUUGAGCUUCAUACCACCUGGUAUCUUGUCUCUGUUUAUUAGUGCUGAUUGGUAGAUCUCUGGUAGUGUUUGCAUGUGGUGUUAGAUGGCAUCUUCAUGCAUGUCUUUUUCGUUGCCAAUUAACUUUAACAGGCCGCUUAUUUCAGUCAGUACGUCCUGUCCCCAGUUUGGACUGUCAGCCCCUUAUUAUUCAUUUCAUGGUCGAUCUAUGACCAUGGUGAUCUAGCUUGAUUUAGAGAUUUUUAGGAUUGCGACUUAUGCUGCAAAUAUAUUGCUAAACAUAUUUAUUUCUAUUAUAUUGCCUACUGAUGUACGUUGAUGUUUUUUUAAUCAUUAUUAUUUUUAUGUCUUCAAAUGACUUGGACCAUUGAAUCUUUGUGUACAUGUUAAUGUAAUUGAGUGCUGUAAGUAUAUAUAGUUAACCAUGCAUCACAAUAAGAUAGCAAAUCUGCAAGAUCGUUGCUCUUGAAUUUGCUAACAUGAUUCAUACUAGUCCUGGGCUCUAGAUAUAAUGCUCUUAUUCAGCUUCAGGACUCAACAAUAAUUUUUUCUAGAAGCUUUAAAUAUAUUCAACAUCUUUUCGUUAACCAAAAUUUAUUCAUCCUUUAAUGGUCUCUUGUUUUGCUCCCUAGAUACCUGAUUUCUGCACAAUUUGAUUAUCUUGCUGAUUUCACUUUGCAACCAGGUGUUCCACCAUAACAAAUUAUCGCUGGACUUGAUCAAAAGAAUCUAAGUUGAGGUCAGCAAUUUAUUUUGAACUGGAACAAAAAAAAAAAA
Molecule: messenger RNA, 3136 nt
Organism: Elaeis guineensis (African oil palm)
Lineage: Eukaryota; Viridiplantae; Streptophyta; Magnoliopsida; Arecales; Arecaceae
Source: RefSeq, a predicted model, not a curated record